AGACUGGAUGAGCGCGGGUACAAGUUGUCAACUGCUGUUGGAAAGGUGAUGACGAUUGGCUCAUUCCCGAAAACCCAGAAGCCUACCGCACUGUGCUUCCGUACGAACUUUUGGAACCAGAAUAGGUAUGUAGGCUGCUUCAAGUUAGGCUUCUGGAUUUUCGAGAAUGAGGUGUCAGUAACUGGUAAAGGGGAAAAGAUUCACAGCAAAGCACUCGACACCCUCCCUAGCAAGGACGCUGACGUCCUCAUUGUUUUGAAGACUGUAACUUUGGUAUCAGUAGCUGACAUUGCAAAAGUCGACAAGACCGUUGAUUGCAGAGAUUUACUAUCGUAUCGUAACCUUGAGCACCUUAUUUUUAUCGACCAACAUGAAAGCUGUGUGCAGUCACUUCACCGUUCCCGCCCUUCUGUUCUUCCUAGGAGCGUGUGCAGGAGAAAACCCCGUGCAGGCCUCGAUUGACGCCGAACAAUCCCCUCGUCUUUUGCUGUCUGGGUCAUCUGGAAAUGAUCCCCAUGUUUGUUUUGCAAGUUAUGGAGAUGGUGCCGCGUUUAACCUUGGUUUUGUCGGGCAAGAUCAACUUAGCUUCGGCGGUGCUACUGGAACGACUCCGGUUUGCCUCAUGGAAAUAGAAAGUACUCCGAUCACAAAUAGCAUUGAUAUGACACAGAGCCCUAGUCUCGGUGAUGGACUCAUCGGCCUUCAACCCGCCUGUGUCUUUGAUGGUUCCAUUAUGACGUGUAACAACAACGAAACAGACGUCAUUUCAUCCCUAGUGAAGUCUGGUGCCAUUUCUAGUUUUCAAUUUACUAUGUGCUUCGAAGAAAAUGGUGGCAACUUAUAUCUCGGACCUGGGCAGUACCCCGAAUCUACCAAGUGGUUCCCUGCUGUUCCAUUCGAAGCAACGUUUAGUGGAGGCAACAGCGGCUCAUUUUGGACCAUCCAAGGGCCAAGUGAUGGAAGUUCUGUUGGCAUUCUUGCGCGUGGUCCUGAUGGUAAUGAAACGUCCGUUGGUGAAAUAACAAGCGCUGAAUUUACUAACACAAGUUAUAUUGAUAGUGGAACCAGCGGUGUUGUAUUUCCACAAAAGUACAAUUUUACCAUCCUAAACGAAAUUGCGAAUGCAUGGGCGGAUGACGAAGAUGCUACAGAGAUUUUGGGCUGCUCUUCUGUGGAUUCCAUACUAGAAUUGUUGGCGGACGACUAUAUUUAUCUUUCAAAGGAAGAAGCAGAUCACCUUAAUUCUCUUGUUCCAGACAUUAUUUAUCGAGGUUUUGACGGAGGCGACCUUGUAUCUGAUGGAAGCUUUUAUUUGUACGAGACAUACCCUUCCAGUGGAGCUUAUACGGGAUCUUGGUUAUUCGGCCCUUCUUCGAUCACAUUGGGAACUGGCUUUCUUCUGGACAAGACUGUGGUGUUUGACAACAGUGAUCCUUCAGCCCCUAGAAUUGGUAUUGUGUCUGAAGAAGGCGGGGAUUGUGAUGAAAACGACUACAGUGAAAAGGGAAAUAUUGUUAAGAUGUCAGCACCCGGAGGCCUAUCAAACGUAUUAGGAGCGGGUACAUACCUGGGAGAGAUUGAGUUUGGAGGGCAAAAACAACUUGUGCAGCUAGAUACCGGAUCUUAUUUGUUUGUGUAAGUUUGAACGAUGUACCUGUAAUUCAAGUCGUUUGAUGGAAUGCAUUUGAUACUAACAUUUCUCUUGUCCCUUGCACAGACUUCCAAACAAACCAUCAUGCAUGCAGAUGGAUGAGACUGCAGGAGAGUGUCUCGUAGUUGAGUCGGAGUCUGAAGGUUCUGUCAUCGCAUAUGUCAACAAAGAUGAUGACAAUUGUUCAAAGUACGCUCCCUUGAUAGAUAAGUACAACUUCAAAAAUACCUGCGAUAACGAUGUCGAUGACGAUUGUCAGGCUGGGGAGUCUUAUUUCGGCACGGUGGUUGAUUUCCUUCAAAUCUUGAUGGAAAUCCAACCUUUCGCAGAAUGUGAAGCGCAAAGAGCAUUCUGCGGGGACUUGAAAGAAUAUCGCAAGGACCUAUCUUCGUCUUUCCAGUAUCUUCCAAUCGGCUCGGACCUUACCUUGGGUGAAUGGGAAAAACCACCGGAACAAUUUUCUCUUAGUCUAGUCAAUGGAACCUGUAGCAUGACUGGUGUGCCGGGCGACAUGGGCGGCAGCACAUCGGGUGAAUCCGAUCACGCGUCCGAAGAGAUGUCCACGGCGGAUCACGAGGCAGCUGACAAGGCGACCGACAAGGAGAUGAGCGAUGGGAUCAGCGGUGCCGGCCUUGCGGCUCCGUCCUUGCUCUUUUCCUUGUUGUCGUCUUUUGUUUUAUUCCUUUCUGCUGUGGUCGUGUAAUUGCUCUUCUGCAUAAGGAUCGUUGAAGAACCAUUAAAUAUAUUAUUUCUUAAAAAGAGGACGGUACCGAAUCGAGAAGCGAAUGGCACGGCAUAGAUUGCGAUUUCUGCGAGCGACAUCUGUAUAUUCAUUCGUUGCACUUCUACUCAAUUGGUGCUCAGCGCUGUAUAGGGCUCAACGAACGUUGUCGUGAUGUCGGGAGAUGUAAUAGUCUUUUCAUAUAACUUUUAAGUAAAGCUUUGGUAUCAGU
This is a messenger RNA of Pseudo-nitzschia multistriata, 2604 nucleotides long. NCBI's taxonomy places the organism in Eukaryota, Bacillariophyta, Bacillariophyceae, Bacillariales, Bacillariaceae. The record is from the annotation of a GenBank genome assembly.